This is a messenger RNA of Aspergillus ibericus CBS 121593, 1661 nucleotides long. RefSeq lists its product as uncharacterized. The coding region runs from base 104 to 1531 and encodes 475 amino acids. NCBI's taxonomy places the organism in Eukaryota, Fungi, Ascomycota, Eurotiomycetes, Eurotiales, Aspergillaceae. The record is from RefSeq and is a predicted model, not a curated record. The transcript has a single exon.
CUUAUGCGGCUCCAUUUCACCACCAGAUCGGACCACAAAUAUCGCUUUACUUAUAUCUUCCCUUUCCCUCACCGGUUUUGACAUUGGACGCCAGCCCGUCGCCAUGGAGCUUAUUAGCCAGGGGUCUGAGUAUACUAUCGAGGAUUGCCAAAUGGCCCUCAAAACCGCGUUCUUCGAGCGUGAGUACAAUAAAACUCUAGCGAAGACUGCUCAGCUUCUGGAUGUGGAACGGCGCCGGAUCACGCAAGUGGAAUAUCUGCUUCUGCAAGUUGAGAACGAAAACCUGCAAUCGCAAAUGGACCAAAUCAAACAGGAGUUGGUCCGCGCUAAAGCCGCCGAGCUGGAUGUCCGUACUUGGUUGCAGGAGACAAUACAAGAGCGCGACCUCCUGCAACGCUCAGCUCACACUACAGCUCAUGAAAUCAAGGCCCUUCGACGCGAACUCGAAUCGAUGGGUAACGCAACGGUCGAAUCCAGGAGCCUUAUCGCCGACAAGCUGCGUCUAUCCAAAGAGGUGACUAGUCUGCAGUCCGAAAUUGAGAGACUACGAUUGCAAGACCCGGAGAUCUUGGUCGCAGAGAAACAAACGCUUGACCGGCAUAUAAACACGCUCGAAGUCGAAUUGGAGAAUGAAAAGCGGGCACACGAAUCUACAUUAGCACGAGAAGCCCAGCAGGUAGAACAGAUAUCAGUUCUAUCUUCCAAGCUUGAGGAGCAACGCAAGCACAUCGCAGCCGAGGCGCAAAAGUCCGUCCACCAAGGAAACAGCCUGCGGCAGUCGGAGAAAGCUGCUCUAGAGGAAGAGAUCGAGGUCUUAAAUAGGAAGUUGCAGACGGCGAGGGAUCAACUACGUCAGGCUCAAAUCAGCAUGCAAUCCAAUAGUGGACCUGCUGAACAAACGAGAAAAGUGCCUCUGAAGGAUUUCUCGGGCCGAUUUCACCCCGAGUUAGAUAUCGCGACGCCAGGAGCCGUCCGUGUCAAAGAUGGGAAAAAGCAACCGACGGCGCUCCCUGGCGAUAAAUCGGCCUUUUCUAUCACGCCAUUUCUGAAUCGCACCAGCGGACAGGGUGAUAAUGACGACGUCACCCAUCUCAGUGGUGAUGAUUCCGCCCUUGAGACUUCUUACCUGGAGGACAGAUUACACAAGGUGCCUCAAGCCGAGCCCCAAGAGCACCACCGCCCGACUCAAGCAAAGCCACGCUUGGAGAAACCCAAGUUGGCAGGAGCGUCCAGAAAAGCCAGCAAUAUGAAGCCAGCAGCGGAUGAUUCUGAUAACGAUGAUAUCGGGUCAAUUGGCGCUCUCGUUUCCGGCCACCCGCAGGCCCGGACGAAGAGGCGCAAGCUCGGGGCCCAGAGUAAGAUGAUCGUAGAUGAGGAGGAGGAAGAGCUGGAGCCGGAGGAUGUCCGCAAACCAGGACGUAAAGUCGGGUUGAGUACGGGCCGCAACACGCAGGCCGCCCCAAGUGGGCAAACCCGUGGGUUUGGUGGAUUUGGGGGAUUCUCCCCCUUGAAGCGGGAUAGGAAACGAUGAGUACCGAGUAGAUGUCCACUCCGUGCUGAGUAGCCCGAAACUGUGCUUGUACUUGUUUGUUUCAAUGCCCGCGGCCCGUGGCAUCACGUGACCGAGCGCGCAGGAUCCUCGCCCCCGUGAUUUGCCCGUC